Messenger RNA from Diutina rugosa, 483 nucleotides. Its product is annotated as cytochrome b5-like heme/steroid binding domain-containing protein. Gene Ontology annotation, biological process: sterol biosynthetic process. Lineage: Eukaryota; Fungi; Ascomycota; Pichiomycetes; Serinales; Debaryomycetaceae. The transcript has a single exon. Gene Ontology annotation, cellular component: intracellular membrane-bounded organelle; endoplasmic reticulum membrane. Gene Ontology annotation, molecular function: heme binding. The record is from RefSeq and is a predicted model, not a curated record. Bases 1 to 483 code for a protein of 160 amino acids.
AUGACCACGCUACAGGCCUCCGAUGACCACGACCCCGGCAACCCCAGCCAAACUGGGGGGCUCCCGACAUACACCGUCGACGACGUGAAAACUCACGACACCCCCAACGACCUCUGGAUGAUCAUCUAUAACAAAGUCUAUGACGUCACCAAGUUCGCCAACGACCACCCCGGCGGAGUCGAGGUCCUCUACGACUGUGGCGGCGUCGACGCCACCGAACCGUUCGACGACGUCGCCCACUCCGACGACGCCGUCGAGAUGCUCCGCCCCUACCUUGUCGGCGAAGUCGUCCGCAGCCAGCACGUCCAGUACCGCCACCCGCGUCCCGUGGCGCCGCCCAUCAUCAAGAAGGCGCCGGUGGUGGCGGUGAGUGCCCGCGACAAAGUGCUCACUGAGCGGAUCGUGUUGCUGGCGCUCGCGAUGGUGGCGCUCACCCUGUUUGCCGUCUACGUCGGCAUCCAGGUGGUCAAGUGGAAUUUCUGA